Mercenaria mercenaria is the source of this 785-nucleotide messenger RNA. RefSeq names its product short-chain collagen C4-like. The record is from RefSeq and is a predicted model, not a curated record. Bases 30 to 776 code for a protein of 248 amino acids. Lineage: Eukaryota; Metazoa; Mollusca; Bivalvia; Venerida; Veneridae. The transcript is spliced from 4 exons.
UGGAAUUUUGUUAUGGAAUUUUCUUGUUUAUGAUAAUUGCUGUUAGCUUUGGUUUACUUCGUGCCGACGAAAACAAACGUGUACUUCUACAUUCCGAUGAAUAUCUUAACCAAGCUUAUCAGACACUUGCCUUAGAGGUCCAAACCAUGAAAUCAACAAUGUCGUCUUUGACCUCGACAGUUUCUACGCUGACAUCUGCGGUUGCUGUUUUACAGGCUUCAUCAGGCAACAACGGAGGCAGUGUUUAUGUUAGAUGGGGAAGAAAUUCAUGUCCAGUGAAUGGGUCAAGUCUUGUUUAUGCUGGACUCGCUGGAGGCUCAUUUUACUCGACCCCCGGAGGAGGUUCAAAUUAUAUAUGCCUGCCAACUGACCCGCAGUGGGCACAUUACAGUGACUCGGUUUCAAGCAGCGGAAAAGUGUUCGGUGCCGAGUAUCAGUUUGACGGUGCAUUCUUUGGUGGUAGAACACUCUACCAAGAAGACGUCCCAUGUUCCGUUUGUCAGUCAACAAGAACCCGGAUGUUGAUGAUACCAGGCCGCUUGGAAUGUUAUCCCGGUUGGACAAAAGAGUACAACGGCUAUCUCGUCAGCGAACGGGAAGGCGAUGCAUCUUCCUCCGAGUAUGUUUGUCUGGAUAGUAAGCCCGAAAUUGUAAUUGGAGGGCAUAGAAACGAAAACGGUCGUCUGUUCUAUCUUGUAGAAGGCUCGUGUGGUUCCCUCAAAUGUGCGCCUUACGUGAAUGGUCGUGAACGUACAUGUGUUGUUCGUACAAUGUAAAAUGAAGUU